GAACCAAUCGGACAGUUUCAAUCAUCGCCUGCGCGCAUGAUGGUCAGCGGACACGUGGCAGUGUGACUCCCACGUAUUCGCCAAAAGGAUACUUCAGUGCGAGGAUACCGAGGCGCGAGCCUCAAACGUCACCCUCCGUAGUACUAAUCAAUUCGUAAUCUAUCCCAGCAGGCAGCGCCCAGCAAGCAGCAUGGCGGCCCCCGUGCUCGUGUCACCCGCGGCACUGGCGGCUCUGGAGGGCGAGGGUUGGCACGUUCUACCGCACGCGCUGCUCUCGCUCCUGGCCGCGAAACCCGCCUCCGCCGACGUGGCCCACGAUGCCGCGACCCAGCCGUCCUCGCUCCCCGCCUCACUGCCGCCCGCAGCGCCCUCGGCGCUCUCGGCGCCGCUCUCGUUGCAGCAGGUGCGCGCGGCGGCGCUGGACUUGGACCUGCGGAGAUUCGGGCAGGGGUGCCUGCCGGACGACGUGAACCGGGUGGAGAGACGGCGGCUGCAAGGAAGGUUCGUCGUGCAGGUGGUGUCAGUGGUGAACGUGUGCGAGCCUAAGGGCGGGGAGGACGCCGAGUCUGCUGCAGGCGCUGGCGAGGACGACCCCUGGGAAGACGACGACAGGCCGCCCAGCACCACUGCUGCUGCUGGUGCCGCUGCAGCCAGUGGUGCUGGUGUGGAUGGGUCGGGAGGGAGAGCGCUCCCCAUGGGUGGUGUAGGCAGCGGCAGCAGUGGAAGAAGGCUGCUGCGCGUUCGGGUGACGGACGGCAAGAGGAAUGCGAGUGGGGUGGAGGUGCACCCGUGCCCCCACGUGCCCGCUGCUGUUGCUCCAGGGACCAAGCUGCUGCUCACCAACCCAUUCAUCCGUCACGGCUUCAUUCUCCUCGACCCACAAUCCGUGCAAGUGCUGGGUGGGCGCGUGUCCCCCCUCUAUGAGGAGUGGGACAUGCAGCGCCGCUACUCCCUCCUCCCCUCCCUCACCCCCACGCCUGCCUCCUCCUCCCGCUCCUCCCGCACUGCCUCUUCCUCCUCCACCUCCACCUCCUCACUCCCUGGUGCUGCUGGCGGCCCGCCUCCCUUCCGAGGGGUCACAGACGCGCGCCUGCAAGCAGUGCCUGCAGCCAUGCCUGUGCCUGCCACCACAGCCACAGCCUCCAAGCCUGCAGAAACAACGGCCACAGCAGGACCCCACAUAGGGGACACAGCUGCACACGUGGCAUCUGGAGCCCCUGGAGGGAAGGUGGCAUCUGGAGCAGGUGCUGCUGGUGCUGCCCUUCCAGCAGCAGCAGCAGCAGGUGGUGCAGCACCAAGAGAGGGGGAUGGUGGGGCGGCAGAGGAGGGCGAGGGGGGGUCAGCAGCGGAGGCAGCGAGGGAGAGGGCGGUGGAGCGGGCGAGAGUUGAGGCUGCCGCUGCUCUGAAACAGCUCGCCCCGCACGACAGGGGUGCUUCCAGGAAGCUGCUGGAGCGGAUGGGGGAGGAGCAGGGGCGGGGAAGAGGCAGGAGGGGAGGGCCCCAAGUGAUGUCAGAUGAGGAACUUGCAAGGAAGCUUCAGGCAGAAUUGGAUAUGGAGGACAUGGGAGGCUGGGCACACGCAGCCCACGCGCCACCACACGCACACCACACGCCCCCUGCUGCCACGUCAGCAUCGGAGCAGCUGCAGCAGUCACUGUUCACCUUCCAGCCCGCUGCAGAGCCAGAGGGAUACCACGAGGGGGGCAGAGGAGGGCGAGGUAGGCGGGGGAGGGGAGGGUUUGGAGGUGGCACCAGCGGGCGCUAUGGGGGGAGAAGGGGAGGAAGAGGAGGCAGAGGGUAGCAGUGUGCCGCUGUGGUUGCGAGGGGCACACGCUUCAGGCUGGUUGCUCCACAUCCUCUGUGUGCCAGCGGCUGCUCAACCUCCUUGCUCAGGCUGCUCUGCCUGCCAGGGUACACUUGCGCUGCCGAGCUUUCUCACAAGAUAUGGUAAUACCCAUAUCACAAGAAGCUGGAUGGUUGCAUUGCAUGCAUGCAACGAUAUGGUUGCGUUGCAUGCCUUCUGGAUGAUGGCAAGCAGCAAGAGCGCAGCAGCUGAGCACAGCCAAGUUGCUGCCAUGCAUGGCAGGGAGUUUGCCCCUCGCACCCUCGUUUCAAUCCCAACCGCUUUGAGUGCCAUGGUUGCUGUUAGAGCGUGUUCCUAUGAGCCUCUUCCCAAGCAACCUCUUCCCAGACUCUCCCACUACAGUGUCGCGAAUUUUGACGCGAAAAGUUAUUGUGCGGCUCUGCAAAGUGCGAAGUAAGGUAUGUCUUCCCGUGAUUCAGGGGCGUGUUUUGAAACCUUUUUCCAGACGAACAGGUUUUCAGACGCACGAAUCUGCACAGUAGAAUUUUGACUCGAACUGUUUUUAUGUGGUUGAUAGCGGUGGAACGCAAAUAUGAAACGCGUGUACUCCGAAAAGUAGUCCUGAG
Messenger RNA from Closterium sp. NIES-67, 2430 nucleotides. NCBI's taxonomy places the organism in Eukaryota, Viridiplantae, Streptophyta, Zygnematophyceae, Desmidiales, Closteriaceae. The record is from the annotation of a GenBank genome assembly.